AUGCUUGUGAAAGCCUAUCAAUCAAAUAAUCGCACUUGGUUGAAAUUAUCUAAAUCUGCCGGAGAUAUUCGUACGACCGAUAUAUUUUUCGAAAGUAUGAUGCGAAAUAAUCGAAGUGGUUGGGAAGAACUACUAAAUGUUGCUCUCAGCUCACCAUGGCUUUUUCCAAAAUCACGAACGCUUUUUCCUUAUCUUGGAUUACAUAAUAACUUAGAUGCAUUACUACAUAUAAUGGCAUACCGAACGAAAAAAAUCCUGAUUCUCGGAUUUAAUUGGCAUUGGCAAGCUAUGGCACAGAAUAAUAUAUUUACUCUAGUCAGAUUUACUCGUACAACUAACUAUAUUAUUGCUGCAGGUGAUGAAUUAACAUUAUUCGUGUGUAUCGAAUUAAAUCUUCCUUGUUAUAACGCAACGUCUUAUAUGAUGAAGUCUGGAAAAAACGUGUCUAACAUGCACGAAGCGUACUUCAAUGAUCCAUAUUAUUUAGCUAUGGUAUGGUACUUGCUUCCACUUUAUCUAGAUAUUAUUCGAAAAGGUUUUACAAUAAUGAAAAGUGACAUAGAUAUAAGCUACGCUGGCAAGAAUAUAUGGAAAAAGUACGAGUUAAUGGCUGAAAAUACUAAAGCUGAUAUUAUAUUUAUGAGAGAACAUCCAGCUAAUACGGGACAUUUUUAUGCCAUUCCAAACGAUCGAGUUAUUGCUUUUUUUGAAGAAUGGAUAAGUUCACAAGAUUCUUUUAAGAAUCUUAACGAUCAACAAGCACUAGCACAUUUGAAUGGAAAAAUUUAUAUGAUAUGUAAUUCAGCAGAUUCGUGCAAUCAUGUGAAAACAUUACCAAUGAAUCGUCUUCGUGGUAAUAAUACGAGCAGUAAAAUAGCUGCAGUAUCAACCUAUCCAUCGUCGUUUACACGAUUUAGUGGUAUAUGUCCACCAGAUAAAGCUAUUAAUCCAUGCGAUGAAGAUGUUCUAUAUGUACAUACUAUUUGCAUGUCAGGUUUUUUGACUAAAAUGAAUAAACUGAAACAACUUGGAUUUUGUUUACAAGCUAGUGAUUUCUAUGUUCAAAAUUUACCUCUUCUACCAGAAGCUGAAUCUGCUAUUCAUAUGCAUGCUGGAUAUUUACCAGUCGGUUCAAAAACAGAUCUUGAGGCUAGUGAAUCUUUUGGUGGUCAAUAUAUUCCUUAUAUUGCAAAAGUAAUUCUUGAAAAACGAUCAUCAUUCAAACUACGUGGUCUUCUUAUUGGAGAUGGGUGGAUUGGUCCGAUUUCUCUUUACAAUUCAUAUUUACUAUGUGCAAUUGCAAACAAUUUAGUCAAAAACGACUUCGAACUUUAUACUAAUAUUAUUCGUCUAGUUGCACUAUGUCAAGACACAUUAUCGAAAUAA
Messenger RNA from Adineta steineri, 1386 nucleotides. The record is from the annotation of a GenBank genome assembly. NCBI's taxonomy places the organism in Eukaryota, Metazoa, Rotifera, Eurotatoria, Adinetida, Adinetidae.